AUGUGCUUCUCCUCUCACCCCACGCAGCUGGCCAAGGACCUCGUGCACCCCUCCUUGGAGGACGAGAAGAGAAAGCACAAAAAGAAACGUCUUGUGCAGAGCCCGAACUCCUACUUCAUGGACGUGAAGUGUCCAGGAUGCUACAAGAUCACCACCGUGUUCAGCCAUGCUCAGACAGUAGUUCUGUGUGUAGGAUGCUCAACUGUCUUGUGUCAGCCUACAGGGGGCAAAGCCAGGCUCACAGAAGGCUGCUCGUUUAGGAGGAAGCAGCACUGA
Acanthisitta chloris (rifleman) is the source of this 276-nucleotide messenger RNA. RefSeq names its product 40S ribosomal protein S27-like. Bases 1 to 276 code for a protein of 91 amino acids. NCBI's taxonomy places the organism in Eukaryota, Metazoa, Chordata, Aves, Passeriformes, Acanthisittidae. Gene Ontology annotation, cellular component: ribosome; cytosolic small ribosomal subunit. Gene Ontology annotation, biological process: ribosomal small subunit assembly; translation. Gene Ontology annotation, molecular function: RNA binding; structural constituent of ribosome. The record is from RefSeq and is a predicted model, not a curated record. The transcript is spliced from 3 exons.